Strongylocentrotus purpuratus (purple sea urchin) is the source of this 1133-nucleotide messenger RNA. RefSeq names its product beta-1,3-galactosyltransferase 5-like. The transcript has 2 exons. Gene Ontology annotation, cellular component: membrane. Lineage: Eukaryota; Metazoa; Echinodermata; Echinoidea; Camarodonta; Strongylocentrotidae. Gene Ontology annotation, molecular function: hexosyltransferase activity. The record is from RefSeq and is a predicted model, not a curated record. The coding region runs from base 168 to 1133 and encodes 321 amino acids.
AGUCCUAUAAAGACUUGUAUCGUUUACAUGAUCUGUACUGACUGCAGCAUAUGUUGGCACUGGAAUUACCGAUAAAGGAUAAUAAUAGAUUUUGUGGAGAAAUUAAGUGCUUUGGAACAAUGGGACUGGGGCUCGUUUGAAACAGUCUCAAUCAAAGCGUUUUAACCAUGGCAUUUUUGAAUCGUUCCACCCGGAAGAUAUUGGUCAAACUGAUUGGGGUAGGAAUAGUUGUCAUCCUUCUCAUCAUACUAAUCGAAACAUUCGAAAGAGACCACAAGACUGUUGCGAAUUUUCAAGGUUCUGGAGGAGUGGUUGGAUUCUUGCACAGGAUGACAUGGAUAACGCCUCCGAAUAAAGAACGAGUUGAUAAGGCAAAGACUUUGAGCUAUAAGGGCAGACACAGGAAGUAUUUUUCUGAAGCACUUGUAGAUCUGUUUGGGUUUUCUAGUGAAUGCCAUCUACGUGACGCUGAUGGUACUAAAAAGGGUCUGCGUUCAACAAGCGUUAUUAUUCUUCUGCAUUCUUCCCCAUCGAGAGUGGCACUCCGAGGUAAAAUACGAGAGACAUGGGCUAGCCCUGAGGAAUGUCGGAAACAUGGUGUUCUUGUAAGGUUUGUAAUGGGUGGCCCAGCCAGUCAGGACGAGGUUGAACUGCUUAAGGAAGAGGAAGCGAAACACGGCGAUGUUUUAGUCGGGAAUUUCACUGAUACUGUCAGAGCAACCACAAUGAAAUCUCUACUUGGGCUUCGAUGGACUAUCGCAUUUUGUUCUCGAAUAGAUUACGUAAUCGAGGCCAGCGACAAAACAUUCAUGUGGUUGGACAAACUGCCGAAGCUACUACGGACCUUUAAAAAGGAAAAGAACUCAAAGUUCAUUCUUGGGGCCCGGUCCAACUCUUCCAGAGUUGUUCAUGACGCCUCGAGCGAGUUCUACGUCGGUAAUGCCGUAUUGAAUCGUGAAUUUUACCCAGUUUACUGCUCCCUGCAAGCAGGUAUUAUCAUGCCCUUUGCCCUGACGGUGAAACACUACAAAUACACUUGGUCAACACCAACAUUGGUGCCUUUUGCUGAUGCCCUGAUUGGACUUAGUGCUGAGGCGUAUGGCUGGAAGGACCGAAUGAUGCCUGUCCCUUGA